AAAGACGGAUAACAAAGUGUGCACAACCCAUUUUGUUUCAGAGGGCUGAUUCACAGAUCAAGUUCACAAUGCAGCUUCACGGAGUUCUGAUCCUGUUUCUCUCAUUCUCUGCAGCAUGUGGAUUGAGAUGCUACUCAUGUGUAUCAACUGCAUCUAACUCCUGCACUGACAUUGCAACUUGCCCUGCACAAUUCGACAGAUGUUCUUCUGUUGAAAAAGAUGGAGUGGUUGCCAAGGCCUGCAUGCUCAGUUCACUCUGCAUUUCUCCCAUAAAGUGCUGUGAAACGGACUUGUGCAACGGUGCCGUACCAACUGGCCCUGGUGUCAUCCUGCUGCUCCUGUCUUCAGCCCUUAUGACGCUCUUUAUUUAAGGCUCUGAAAUCAUGAUCCUGUUCUGGUUUAUUGUUUGGUCUCUUAACAAUUAAUCUGAGGUGUCAGCAAACAUGCAAAUGGGACAGAAAUACAGCGUUUUUAUUCAUCAUGUAAUACACAUGUCUCUUUUAACAAUAAAAAUGUAGUGAGGUAAUAAACUAAUGAACUGCUCAAA
Molecule: messenger RNA, 547 nt
Organism: Poeciliopsis prolifica (blackstripe livebearer)
Lineage: Eukaryota; Metazoa; Chordata; Actinopteri; Cyprinodontiformes; Poeciliidae
Product: lymphocyte antigen 6G-like
Exons: 3
Coding region: 69-371 (100 amino acids)
Source: RefSeq, a predicted model, not a curated record